AUGAGUUUCCUUGAUUCUGUUCUCUCGUCUCUUCAGACGGGUAAGCCCUCCCAGCUCCCACCGCCUCAGGCGCCUACCUCGCCUGCGCCUGUUUUGAUCCCCAAAAAAGAGGAUCGAAAACCGAUCGCUGUGCGACAGGCAGCUCCGAUCAGUGGGAAUGUCAGUGGAGGGACCAAGCGCAAAGCUGAGGACCAGCUGCCUCGCCUACCAAAACCUGAAAGCAAGGUGACAAAUAACCCAGCUGCAAUAAACCCGACACUUGCCACGAGACCAGCUGUACCAUCCACAGCAACAAAAGUUGCGCCAAAGCCAGCCUCGACCUCCAUCUCCAGGCAAGCCCUGUCAAAGCCCGGCCCCAAACCUAGCGUGUCUGCGGCCCCCAAAGUGGCAGCCCCACAGAAGGCGCCAACCCCCAAACCCACCGUGUCAACUGCUGCCACACAAUCGAAGCCGCCACCAAAGGGAUCAUUUGCGGAGAUUAUGGCGCAGGCAAAAGCUAAGCAAGAGACGGCGCCUGUGGGAGUAGGCCUACUACGUCACCAAGCCGGCCCCAAAGAAAGACUUACCAAGGUGGAGCGCAAGCGGCGCAUGAUGGAAAUGCAGGCCAAAGAAAAAGAAGCGCGCUUAGGAAGGAAGGCUGGAUCGGGUGUUUCUGCCAAGGAUAGGCCUGCCGUCCGGCAGCGUGAUUCCCAGGGGCUCUCAUACAAGGGCACAGCCAAACCGACGCAAACUCCCGAGCCGCCGACCUACCGUGGAACUGCUGGCUUGCCAUCAAGCCGUGGUAGAAAUGACCGUCGAUACCAGUCUCGGAACUCCCGACAAAACGAAUAUCUCGGAACUGACGAGGAAGACGAGGGUGAUCUCGGCGGCUACGACGAUUACUACUCCGAUGCAUCGUCUGACAUGGAGGCUGGAAUAGACGACGUGGACCGCGAAGAGGCAGCUGCACUGGAAUAUGCCAAGCGGGAGGACGAGAAAGAGCUGCGACAAGAAAUGGCGGCUAAGAAAGAGAAGCUGGAGCGCCAGCGGAAGUUGGCUGCUCUUGCCUCUAAGAGCAAGCGUUGA
This is a messenger RNA of Penicillium vulpinum, 1065 nucleotides long. RefSeq lists its product as uncharacterized. The transcript has 2 exons. The record is from RefSeq and is a predicted model, not a curated record. NCBI's taxonomy places the organism in Eukaryota, Fungi, Ascomycota, Eurotiomycetes, Eurotiales, Aspergillaceae. The coding region runs from base 1 to 1065 and encodes 354 amino acids.